AUGAUUCGCGUUCCUCAAGUAUGGGCUAUCCUUACACGGAGUUACAGGUUCUCUAACCCCACUUUCGCAGGGUUUAAGCAAGCACGCGGGUCGGGGGACUCCGGUAAAUCUUCCUUGUUCAAUAAUGAACGAAGAUGGAAAGAUGACGAUUCAUUCACUGCUCUUGGAGCAACUGAUGAACUCUCUUCAUUAUUGGGAGUCUGCAUGGUGAAAGCUGAAAACGAUGGUAUUCAUGACGUCGCUGAAGUCUUGACUCGUCUUCAAUGUUGUCUCCAAGAUAUUGGUGCUCAUGUUGCAACGCCUUCUAAUUCAACAAAAAGAAAACUAGAUCUAACAAAUAUAGACCAGGAGAUGGUGGAAUGGAUUCAUAACGAAGUAGAUCGUUUUGGAGACCAAAUUCCUCCUAUAAGACAAUUCAUUCUCUCUGGUGGAGGUGAAACGUCUGCCAUGAUUCAAUAUGCUCGUGCCGUAUGCAGAAGAGCUGAAAGAACCCUUGUACCUUUGGUCCGUGAUGAGCAAGUUGAUAAGCAAGCUUUGAAGUUUCUUAACAGAAUGAGCGACUUAUUGUUCGUGUUGGGCCGAUAUACCUGUAUGAAAAAUGGCAAGGAAGAAGCUGUAUAUCUGCGUCCAAAAACGUUCACUGCUCAGAGAUGGAUAAGAAAGAAGUUGGAGGACAAGUCUCCUUGA
Messenger RNA from Auanema sp. JU1783, 687 nucleotides. The record is from the annotation of a GenBank genome assembly. Lineage: Eukaryota; Metazoa; Nematoda; Chromadorea; Rhabditida; Rhabditidae.